Molecule: messenger RNA, 4243 nt
Organism: Corythoichthys intestinalis (scribbled pipefish)
Lineage: Eukaryota; Metazoa; Chordata; Actinopteri; Syngnathiformes; Syngnathidae
Product: gastrula zinc finger protein XlCGF57.1-like
Exons: 3
Coding region: 226-1908 (560 amino acids)
Biological process (GO): regulation of transcription by RNA polymerase II
Cellular component (GO): nucleoplasm
Molecular function (GO): DNA-binding transcription repressor activity, RNA polymerase II-specific; RNA polymerase II cis-regulatory region sequence-specific DNA binding
Source: RefSeq, a predicted model, not a curated record
AUGACACAAUACCUGUUCACCUACCGGGUACUGGCGUUCUUUCGUGUUCCCUUUUGACCAAAGGGGUUCCUUCAAAGCAUUCUCAUCGGGGGGUGCUGCAGCCUCCCACUUCCCGCGCCACUCCUGAAGGCAAACGCAAUCCCAAGCAUCAAGUUGAAGAGUACAGACGUGGAAAAUGAGGAGAGGUAAUCCAGGCCACAGCGAGCAACUGUAAAACAAAAGAAAAUGAGGUGUCCUUCAGACGUCACUAUAAAAGAGCUUCACCCUGAGAAGCACCCUCCCCUCCACAUUAAAGAGGAGUUGGAGAUGCCAUACAUCAAACAGGAGGCAGAGCCAGAGACCCCCAACAUUAAAGAAGAAGAACAAGAAGAUGAAAUCACCAAGUCUCCAAUGACUGUUCGUGUGAAGAGUGAAGAAGAUGAAGGUCCAAGCGAAGAGAGCGGAGCAGCAAAACUCUGGAGCAACAGCUUACUUCAACACCUGACAACAAAAGAAGAGGGACGGCCGCAACCUGACGGUUUGUUAGCGCCACUCUCGGAAAGUGACGACGUAACAUCACACUCUUCAGACUUUAACACUGAUGAGGAGGAUAAUGACUUUGAGCAAAACGCUUCCAAAUCCCUAAAAGGGUCAUCACCUUUUACCUGCUCACUUCGUGAGCAAACAUUUUCUUGGAAGCAUCACUUAAAAAGACACAUGUAUACACACACAGGGCAGAAGCCUUUUGCCUGCUCACUUUGUGAUAAAAGAUAUUGUACCAAGUAUCAGUUGACAAGACACACACGUACACACACUGGGGAAAAGCCUUUUGUCUGCACAACUUGUGGUAAAGGAUUCGCUGAGAAAGGAAGUUUAAGCAAACACACAAUGACACACACUGGAGAGAAGCCUUUUCCCUGCUUAUUUUGCCAUAAAAGAUUCUCUCGGAAAUCAUAUCUAAACUGUCAUACCAAAUCACACACUGAAGAGAAGCAAUUCGCCUGCUCACUUUGUGAUAAAAGAUUUUGUACGAAGCAUCAGUUGACAGGACACACACGUACACACACGGGGGAAAAGCCUUUUGUCUGCACAACUUGUGGUGAACGAUUCGCUAAGAAACGAAGUUUAAACGAACACACAAUGACACACACUGGAGAGAAGCCUUUUGUCUGCACAUGUUGUGGUAAAAGAUUCCCCGACAAGGGACAUUUGAACGAACACACAAGAACGCACACCGGAGAGAAGCCUUUUGACUGCUCACUCUGCGAUAAACGAUUUUGUUCAAAGAAAGAUGUAAUAAGACACAUGCGUAUACACACGGGAGAAAAGCCUUUUGUCUGCACAACUUGUGGUAAGCGAUUCACUGCGAAGGGAAGUUUAAACCAACACACAAUGACACACACUGGAGAGAAGCCUUUUCCCUGCUUAGUUUGCCAUAAAAGAUUCUCCCGGAAAGCCGUACUAAACUGUCAUACCAAAUCCCACACUGGAGAGAAGCAUUUCGCCUGCUCUCUUUGCGAUAAAAGAUUUGUUCAUAAGCAACAGUUAACAAUACACACACGUACACACACUGGGGAAAAGCCUUUUCUCUGCACAUUUUGCGGUAAAAGAUUCUCCCAAAAGAAACAAUUAAUAUGUCACACAAGGACACACACCGAGGAAAAGCCUUUCGCAUGCUCUCAUUGCGAUAAAAUAUUUUGUACGAAGCGUCGGUUAACAACACACACAUGUACACACACUGGGCAAAAGCCUUUCACAUGCUCUCUUUGCGAUAAAAGGUUUUGUACGAGGCAUCAGUUAACAGGACACACACGUACACACACCGGGGAAAAGCCUUUUGUCUGCACAGCUUGUGGUAAAAGAUUCAUUCAUAAGCGAAGCUUAAACAGACACACAAGAACACAUAAUGGAGAGGAGCCUUUCAAAUGAUCAUAGUAAUCAUAGAUUUUUAUUUAUAGAACGCUUUUACCAAUGCUAAAAGACAGUUAAAACAAAGAAAAGGCUAACACAGUACUUCUCAAAUACUGGGGCGCGCCCUCCCCAGGGGGGCGAAGAGCGAUGCCAGGGGUGGCGCAUGUAACCUCGGGGAACAAGCUUUUUUUUUUUUUGGCCAUACUAGAAUAAAGUGUACAUCCACUCAGUGGGUGGCAGUGGCGCUCUCAUUUUCAAAAUGCGCGCAGUAUUUUUGAAGUAAGCAAGAGCACACAGAAGAGAGAUAUGAAGAGCUGUGCGCCGUUUUCGAAAGCCGUUUCCCGGCCGGACUCACGCAGCGACCCACUGUCUUCUCCGGUUCUCACGUGCCCGCCCGAGAAGUGCCAUUUUCGGCUUGGGAUCGUCACGCCGACCGCCCUCACCUAAGGUACUCCUCGGCCGCCGAGAAUCCGCUUUUUUUGGGCCGUUUGCCUUUUGGCUUUGGCAUUUAAUACAGUGGUAGAUGAGGAAAGACCACUGUUUACUGUGUCUAAAAAGGAUUAUAGCGGACAGCCGAAAGCCAAAUCAAUUAAGACGCCACUUAAAGACAUUGGACCCCAAUCUCAUUGAUAAGCCGCUUGUUUUUUUUUCAGCGAAAACGUGCCGAAUAUAGCCAACAAUCAUCCUGCUUUGUCAGUGUUAUAUCAGUAAACCAGUGAGCACUGUUAGCAUGCUCAGUGCAAAAUAACCCCACACCAUUGCAAACUGGAGGUGAUACUUUGAGCAGUGAGCAGCGAAAAUAAAAACUGUCCUUCGGUCCAAAGACACUUUUUUUUCUUCUUCUAUUCAGUUUUGUUUUUUCGGUCAAAUUUUUUGGCAUAUUGUCCUCAUGAGUUAAUGUUUCUAAACAAUUUGAAUUUUUUAUUAUUAACAGAUUUUAUUUUUCAGUAUCAAAUUGUCAAAAAUGAACCUUGAGUGUAUUUUUAGUUUGGAUGUGACUUUUUUUUUUUUUUUUUGUUAAGGCAAAUUGAUGCGCGUUAGUCUUUUCUGUUACAAACAAAACAAUGUUAAUAAAGUUAUACUUUAUAAGUUCAUCUCUUUUAUUUUCUCUAAUAGAAAAAUGUGAGGCAGAGGCGUACUUAUAAUAGUAAUAUUAUAGACAAAAGAUACUAUUUACAGUGGCGGCAGAGUUUGGGGGGGCGCGAAACAUUUACGUCUUCCUUGGGGGGGGCGUAACAGAAAAUAAUUGAGAAGCACUGGGCUAACACAACGUGCGCUAGAGCUGGACGGGAAAAUGAAAAUUUACAGUUACCGAGAUUCUUCAUGAUGGGCGUCGUAAUUUUGACCAUGUUGGUAAAUUCAGUAAUUUAUUAAAACAAGAAAAUAUUGUCUUUUCAUCCCGCAUUGACUCUGUGUUGUUUGGCUCUUUUCAUUUACGUAUGAAGUCACGUGGUUAUCACUCAGGAAGUCAAACAAACCAAGCCCGGUAGGUUAACACUACCCCUACAAGCAAACGUGAUGGAGUGGGGCUUUAGGGAGCUUCGCCAAACUUUCACCCAACAUUCAGUGGACUCUUGACGGCCUCCAGACGGGCUUUCACCUGCUUUCCUUCCUGGUUCUCACGAUUUCAAGAGCGUGUGUUUUCAGUGCAGCUUUCUACUGAUAGCCAGGCCACAGGCUAACGCUAGCGGCUAACACAGGCUACAAAUGAACAUGAUGGCGUCAGAUAGCGGCUCUAACCUUGUCGAAACGGCAGAACUUAAUGAGUGGAUUGUGCACGGACUGCAUCUUGCAAUUAGUAUGCCGCGUUAUUUUGUAUCUCUGUGUGUGUGAUUUCUUUAUCUUUUAUGACGUUAAAGCAUUCUGCAAAAUAAUAAUCCAGUAGUGACCGUUUAAGGGCCACAGGUAUUUUUUUGUAUGUGCUUGCUUAAUUGUGUGUCAUUACUGCCAUCAUAAAACAGCGAUGCCGGGGGUGGCGCAUGUGGCCUCGGGGAACAUACUUUUUUUUUUGCCGGACUAGAAUAAAGUGUACUUGUAUAUCCAGUCAGUGGGUGUCUGUGGCGCUCUCAUUUUCAGAGUGUGUGCAGUAUUUUUAUAACCAAACACGCGCACAUAGCAAAGAAUGCAGUAGGAGACAAGGAAAGACCAGUCUGUUUACGGUGUCUAAAAAUGUUUGCAGCGGGAAACCAAAUCAAUUAAGACAUCACUGAAAGACUUUACACCCAGAUCACAUUGAUAAGCCACUUGAUUGUUUUUUAGCGAAAACGUGCCAAAUAUUGCCAACAAUCGUCCCUCUAUGUCAGUGUUACAUCAGUAAACAGCAUACACUGUUAGCAUGCUCAGUGCUAAAUAA